Messenger RNA from Zalophus californianus (California sea lion), 3215 nucleotides. RefSeq names its product NSF attachment protein gamma (gene NAPG). The transcript has 12 exons. Gene Ontology annotation, molecular function: syntaxin binding; soluble NSF attachment protein activity. Gene Ontology annotation, biological process: intracellular protein transport. The record is from RefSeq and is a predicted model, not a curated record. Bases 162 to 1097 code for a protein of 311 amino acids. Lineage: Eukaryota; Metazoa; Chordata; Mammalia; Carnivora; Otariidae. Gene Ontology annotation, cellular component: SNARE complex; vacuolar membrane.
CUGAGCCCCUCCCGGCUCCCGAGGCCGCUUUGCCGCAUUAGGUUUGAGCCCUAUAGGCCGCUGUAGCAGCUGGGCUGCGGCGCCGUCCCGGCUUUCACUCGGCGUUCCCACGCCGCCUCAGCCGGGCUCUCCUCUUCCACGUCACGGCCCGGACCUUCGAGAUGGCGGCUCAGAAGAUAAAUGAGGGGCUGGAGCAUCUCGCCAAAGCAGAGAAAUACCUGAAAACUGGUUUUUUAAAAUGGAAACCGGAUUAUGACAGUGCUGCUUCUGAAUAUGGAAAAGCAGCUGUUGCUUUUAAAAAUGCCAAACAGUUUGAGCAAGCAAAAGAUGCCUGCCUGAGAGAAGCUGUUGCCCAUGAGAAUAACAGGGCUCUUUUUCAUGCUGCCAAAGCUUAUGAGCAAGCUGGCAUGAUGCUGAAGGAGAUGCAGAAACUCCCUGAGGCCGUUCAGCUGAUUGAGAAAGCCAGCAUGAUGUACCUAGAAAAUGGCACGCCCGACACAGCAGCCAUGGCAUUGGAGCGAGCCGGCAAGCUUAUAGAAAAUGUAGAUCCAGAAAAGGCUGUACAGUUAUAUCAACAGACAGCUAAUGUGUUUGAAAAUGAGGAACGGUUACGACAGGCAGUUGAAUUACUAGGAAAAGCCUCCAGACUGUUGGUACGAGGACGCAGGUUUGAUGAGGCAGCACUUUCUAUUCAGAAAGAAAAAAAUAUUUAUAAGGAGAUUGAGAAUUAUCCAACUUGUUACAAGAAAACAAUUGCUCAAGUCUUAGUUCAUCUCCACAGAAAUGACUACGUGGCUGCCGAGCGGUGUGUCAGGGAGAGCUACAGCAUCCCAGGGUUCAGCGGGAGCGAAGACUGUGCUGCGCUGGAGCAGCUUCUUGAAGGCUAUGACCAGCAAGACCAAGACCAAGUGUCCGAGGUCUGCAACUCGCCGCUUUUCAAGUACAUGGACAAUGAUUAUGCUAAGCUAGGCCUGAGUUUGGUGGUUCCAGGAGGGGGAAUCAAGAAGAAAUCUGCAGCACCACAGGCUAAGUCUGAAGGCGCCACGGCCCCCACAGCGGAGGAAGACGAAGAUGAGUACGCAGGAGGCCUGUGCUAGGACCUUGCUUUGCCACAGAAAGGAAGAAAAGUGUCCUGACAUGCCAUUCAUGGACUUGGACCUUGUCUAAGGGGAUCCAGACUUCUUUGCAGUAGUGGUUUUGAAAAUGCUAAUAAAGACUCAUGUUUAGUCAUCAUUUCCCUAAGUACCCACUAUGUGAAAACACUUCUUUCUCUUUCCAUAAGAGCCUUUCUAAGACAUCAGCAGGAAUUAACAGAAAAAUAUACUGUCACAUUUUAAUACAGUUGAUUUUUAAAUUUGCAAGCCACAAAUUAUGUUCCAAACAAAAGGGACACUAGGCAUAGAAAUUCUUUUCUCUUGGGCUUUUGUGAUUUAUUGUUAGAGAAUUUCCUUUGCGUUUUAUUUAAUAAUUGCUGCUAAAAGUGAAGUUUGCUGAGUUAAACAAAGUAGUAUUUUAAACUUUUGUUUUGAAAAGGAAGUUUAUCCCCAUUGAUAUUAGAUACAUUUAAAUUAUCAAAUCUUUAAAUCUUUUCAGAGGUAAGACGGGGACAGGAUGCUCUUUGGAGCCUUACAAUAUUCUUUAGUCCAAUAAAAGGUAUGUUUAAAGUCUUAUGUGUAAGUUGAAAGUUUUGAAGCUAUAGUCAACUCUAAUGAGGACUAUUGUGCAUUCUAACAAAGAGGUAAUAUUCCCAUCAGUCUAGAAUAUAGGCCUUUGUUCCCUCCGAAAUAAUUUCUGAUUCAUCUAGAGCUGCGGUGGGACAGUAACAUGGCACGGGGACGCUGUGUAUACCGCAGACGUGUAGCUGAAUGGGGAGAACUGUUUCUGAGGUACUUCUGUUGAGAGGACUGAGCCGCCAACAUGUCAGUCCUUGUAGGUAGUCCUAGAAAGCUAUUUGUGAAGCAUUCCUUUUUCACCCAUGCGGCUUGGCCCCAUCUCCAAAUCUAUUCACUGAAGAGAGGCACCCAUUAGCAGCAGUGUGCAUUCUGCAGGCAGAUGCCACCCAGAGUGGUCCCUGUUCACGCAGCCCAUCUGCCUUUUCCCAGAGCCGGCCUUCUCCAAGUGCAGGUGCACAUUUUGCUGCUCCCUGAAGACACCAAGGCCCAUCCUGAUGUCUGGUUUUAGCCACAGCUGUUUCUGAGGGAGAAGAGGACUUAGCCAGGAUGGCAUCCUCUGUGCACUUGGCUGGGGGCGGUGGGAGGGUAGAAGUUGUUAUUGAAGAUCUGAUUUAAAACACCCAACAAAUUUAAUGCUUUGAUUCUUCAACUUACUUGCAUAGUUCUGCAGUAGCAGCUCAUUUUCAGUAAUCGUGUGGAGACGAACUUUGAACAAUCUCAGCGAGGCUGUACUUAGACAUUUGUACUGAAUGGCAUAGUAAUACUUCGAGAGCCCGCCACUGCUGCUGGGCCCUUUAUAUCCAGUCAGAAACUUCGGGAGUCUCGUGUUCAUGCUCAUGUGAGCUAAGCAACCAUCUGUCUAAACAGAUUUGGCAGCACUUAAAAGGUAUUUUAGACCAUUUGUUUAUAGACUACAUUACCCAUUACAGCCUUGGAAAAGUUAAGUGUUACAUAUUAAAAAUGAGGAGUGAUUCAGUGCAUUCUGUAUCAGCAGGGCAGCUGACCCUUAACAACAUGAAAGGCUCUAUUUCUUUCAAGUGCAGCCUCUUCCCCCGACCCUGCCACCCCUCCCCGCCCACACUUGGGAACUAACGAGCCGGGACUUCGGGAUAUUUCUUUGAUGUCAGGGUUAUUCUGUGUGGUGUCCAGGAAAGAACCCUCGUUCCAUCUUCCUGCAUUUUAUUUUUCCAUGUAUAGAAGUCUUUAUCCUGAGAGUGUGGUCAGAAGUGGGAAACGUGUGUUUACAACAGGAAAAACUUUUCCAGAACUCGUGUCAUCACUUUUACCAAAGUGGAAGCCUGCAUGAAUAUGCUCAGUGUUCUAUUAUAUUGUAAGUGAAGUCAAUCUAGAAAUAUAUUUAAUAUAUUGAAUUUAUUUGUGCAUAUGCAGAAUAUGGUAUUUGUGUAUGGAAUCUGUGCUUCCUAUUUUUUCCAGUUCUUUGAUGAGUAAAUAUUAAAUGUGUUGUUAUGGAAAUGUAGAUUAUUGCUUCUAUGGGGAAGAUAAUUAUGAAAAUAAAACCUGAAACUAUAUAAGUGUGAUUUA